AUGCCCUCCAAAUCCACCACCCAAACCCCCCUGCAUUCGAACCCCGUUACCCCUCGCAGGAACCUCGCCAAAGCGAUGCAAUCUCUGCUGAUAGAACGUGCAACGAACCUCAAACUCCGGGGCGGUUUCGACUUCUUCUCCAAAAAUCGCAGCGCACCACCGAUGACAUCGGAAGGGCCUGACACGCGAUUUUACCCGGGGAGCGUCCCGGAGGGUCGAUCCAAGAAAUGGCCGACUGUGGUAUUGGAGACAGGCAAGACAGAAAACCUCGCACGCUUGCAGAAGGAUGCCGAGUCCUGGCUAGUUGAUUCUUCGGGUGACGUGCGGAUCUUCAUCCUCUUGAUAGAACAGCCUAAUGGGACUGUCAGGUUCGAGAAAUGGGUCCCUGAGGAGGUUCAUGAGUAUGGGCCUUCUGGUACAGGCGGGCCGAAAGUGAAGGUCGUCGCUGAACGGGAUCAGACUGUUGUGGUUGGGCGGGCUAGGGGUGGUCGAGUGGAGGUGAUAGGGGGUCCAUUGGUCUUGGAAUUCGCGGAGGUGUGUUUGGACGAGCCGCAGAGGGGUCAGGAUGAUGCCUUUGUGUUUGGGGAUGCUGAGUUGGCGGACCUGGUCUAUGGGAGGCGUGCUUGCACGGUGGAUGAAUAUGAGGGGUAUUAUGAAGAUGCUGAUGCUGAUGAUGAGGGGGGGGAGCAUGAUGAGGAUGAUGAUGAUGAUUACAAUAUCGUCGAUUAG
This is a messenger RNA of Aspergillus sclerotioniger CBS 115572, 729 nucleotides long. RefSeq lists its product as uncharacterized. Lineage: Eukaryota; Fungi; Ascomycota; Eurotiomycetes; Eurotiales; Aspergillaceae. The record is from RefSeq and is a predicted model, not a curated record. Bases 1 to 729 code for a protein of 242 amino acids. The transcript has a single exon.